Messenger RNA from Onychomys torridus (southern grasshopper mouse), 1626 nucleotides. Its product is annotated as zinc finger FYVE domain-containing protein 16-like. Gene Ontology annotation, biological process: protein targeting to lysosome; endosomal transport. Lineage: Eukaryota; Metazoa; Chordata; Mammalia; Rodentia; Cricetidae. The transcript is spliced from 4 exons. Gene Ontology annotation, cellular component: early endosome membrane. The record is from RefSeq and is a predicted model, not a curated record. The coding region runs from base 16 to 582 and encodes 188 amino acids.
AUAACUCCAGAGACCAUGGACAGCUUACGGCUGGCUUUACGAGAGCAAAAGGACUUUAAGAUUCCUUGUGGGAAAGUGGAUGCCGUAGACCUGAGAGAAUAUGUGGACAUCUGUUGGGUGGAUUCGGAAGAAAAGAAGAAUAAAGGUGUUAUCAGUUCAGUAGACGGAAUAUCAUUAGAAGGAUUUCCAAGUGAGAAAAUAAAACUGGAAGCAGAUUUUGAAACGGAAGAGAAGACUGUGAGAUGUACUGAGGUAUUCUACUUCCUAAAGGACCAAGAUGUGUCUGUCUUGGAAACUAGUUACCAGUUUGCAAAAGAAAUAGCCACGGCUUGUAGUGCCGCGCUGUGCCCUCACCUGAGAACGCUCAAGAGUAACAGAAUGAACAGAAUUGGACUCAGAGUCUCCAUUGACACUGAUAUGGUGGAAUUUCAGGCAGGCUGUGAAGGCCAACUUCUGCCUCAGCGUUACCUAAAUGAUCUGGACAGUGCUCUGAUACCUGUGAUCCACGGUGGGACCUCCAACUCUAGUGUGCCCUUAGAAAUAGAGUUAGCAUUUUUCAUUUUAGAAAACCUUUUUGAGUGAAAGAAUGUGCUGUGUUGUAUGUUGUAAACUUAUCUGUUAACAUGAAUCCCAGCACUAAAGCUGAAAUGUUAUAAACACUAAAUGUUUGAUUGAAAUAUGUAAUUUUGCUUUUUUAGGCAGGAAUGAUUUUUCCAAAUCAUUAGCACAAUAUAUUAAAUAUCUAAAAAUUUAAGGAAUCCACCAUUUUUAUAGCUUUAUGUUUAUUAUAAGAACUAAGGAGAAAAAUAGUUCUUCUAACUUAAAAUGUAUAGUAUUUACUGUGUAACUUAAAUGUUAAGCCAAAGUAUCUGCACUUAGUUAUACCUCUUCAUGCCCAGAUGAUUUUAAUGAAGGAGACACGUGCUUUGUGUGUAUGCUAGUGAGGAUACUGGCUUCCAGGUUUUUAAGAUGUGUUUCAGUAGUGAGGCCAGUUUCGAGAGCCGUCUAGUUCUUUGAAUAAAGCUGGUAACUAACUUAUUGGUAUAAUUGGAAUGCAGACCUACCUCCAUGAUUAGAUAAACCAUUUGAUUAAACUUAGAAUUUUGCCUUUAUUUCUUCUCAAAUUAUUUUAUAUAUAUAUACAUAUAUAUAUGUGUGUGUGUGUAUAUAUAUAAAAAUCAUUUUUUCCUGAUUAAAAUAAUUGUGGGUGCUUCAGGAGUUUGUGCUUCUAUUUAAAUCUGUUGUUUCCAUAGCAACAUAUGGUAUGAAAUGUGUUUUAUAAAUCUUUGCUAAUAUAUAAAUAGGUAAUAUUUUUGUAUCACAGUGCAUCGCUUUCUCCUUCUUUACAAAGUACACCACUGUAUCUGACAUUCUGCAGAUGAUGACAGGCCAGGUGCCCCAUGAAGUAGUCAUCGUGUAGCAAUAACUAAAGCCUGAACCAGGUUUCUGUUACUCUCGUGGUGAUCCUUAGGAAUUUCGUGAUUGACACCAAUGUAUGAAGUAUAGUUUAACAAACUUGUUCUUUUUGCAUAUUUUUAAUUCUUUCUAUGGCAGUUAUUUUUAUAAUGGGAUAUUUAACAUAAAGUUAAAGAUUGUGAUAGAGCUUUCUUGCUUAAUUCAAACAGA